Molecule: messenger RNA, 1768 nt
Organism: Pygoscelis adeliae (Adelie penguin)
Lineage: Eukaryota; Metazoa; Chordata; Aves; Sphenisciformes; Spheniscidae
Gene: GINM1
Product: glycoprotein integral membrane 1
Exons: 8
Coding region: 22-987 (321 amino acids)
Source: RefSeq, a predicted model, not a curated record
GCCUCCCCUCCUCGGGGCUGGAUGCCCCCACAAGCGCGUCGGCCUCGCAGCGGGACGAACCCGGAGGCCGACCCGGCCCUCGCAGCUGCCCGCCUCCAUACUGCAGUCUUCCCCGCGUGGGGAAAGGAAACCAUCAGAGUCAAUGUUAUGAUGUUGAAAACCAAUGGAGAAUUUCACAAAGGACAGGUUGUUUUUAAUAUCACCUAUGUUAACGGACAGGUAUAUCUAAAUGAUUUUCCUAUGAAAAGCGGGGUUGCCCACAUAACAUGUCGAACAGUAUUAUUGGAGAAUGGAAACUUGGAUAACUUACCAGAUCAGCAGCGCCUGGGAACCGUCAGUGUUCGCAUCAUGGUUCAUGAGUGGCCUUUGGCAUCCAGUUCUGAUUUGCAGCUGAUUGUCAUUCAGGAAGAAGUGACAGAAAUUGAUGGAAAACAGGUAAAAAAAACUCCCAACAUUCUGCUUGUUUUUAAUUUAGGAGUACUGAGACAUUCCAAGUACACUGUCCCUUUGAAAGAGAGCAUGCUGUAUUCUAUCCCAAGGGACAACGACAUGUUAUUUACACUUCCCAACCUCUCAGGAAAAGAUACUCAAGAUCCACUGCAAACUACCAGUCAGUACCUCGUCCGGCAAGUAGAAACUACAGUAGAUGAAGAGACAUUACCUGGCAAGUUACCAGAGACCCCUCUUAGGAUAGAACCUCCAUCUUCUUACAAGGUGAUGUGCCAGUGGGUGGAAGACUUGAGAAAAGGGUUGUGCAGAUUCUGGUUUCGAUCUUUACCCAUCUUCUUUUGUUUGAUGGAAGUCAUUGUAGUUGGAGUUGUUGGAGCAGCUCUUAUUCUCAAAGUCUUAAAGGUGAUUUUCCCUUCUUGUGAAAACAAAGGCGUCCUUCUCCUGGAUCAAGUUGGCUUUCUACCUGUGAUUACCAUCAGCUUGCCUUCAGACCUUCCAGACGGGAAAAAUAAUUUAGAUGAGAAAGCGUGUACUUAAUACUGUGUUUACUUUGGAGUUACUGCUUUUUAAAAACAAAUUUUUAGUUGACCUGAAAUUUGGCACUUGAUCUUAAUACCUUGUUUGUUUCUUACUAAGAAAACUAAGGCAGUUGAUUAAUUGGUAAAGGGACACUCAGGCUGCGGCCCAAAGCUGACUUCCCUGUGCCUCUCUGUAAACAUGCAGCCUUUUCAGAAGCGUCAAAAUAAAACUGCUUUCCACCCUGAGGGCUACCGUCGGUUUCAACUUCUGUGAAGUCACUUUUCCACACCUCGGACAGGAUGCUGGCUGCCUUCACGCCCGUGGAUAAACCAGGUCAGCUACCCUGAAUAGCCAGAUGAUGAAAUUCAGGGUGUCCUGAAGCCUCCAGAUAGCACGCUUCGGAAAAGGACAAAGGAGCAUCACAAACAUGAGCUGUGCCUGCGAGCCUCAACAAAGCUGCCCGACCUGGUUUCAGGUCUCUCGGGCUUGAGUGUGCCUUGCAAGGAAGAUAUCACUACCAGACGUUUGUGUUACUCGAGUAAUUUGACAUUUUAUAUAUGCAAAACAAAAACUAAAAAGGCAGAUUUCCGUUUCAAGCACUUUACACUUUUACAGCCCCUUCCACUCAUAAAAAUUGUUAGCACUUGUACAUGAUGUGCUUUUUGUAUCUGACAGCAGUACUAUGUGAAGUCUCAGAAGAAAAUUCUACGAAAGUACUGGCUUACUAUUGCUAAGUAGGCCCAGCCUGCCCAUGCUGAUUUGUACUGUUCACAUUUUUCAAAUAAACACGUAAAUUGUU